Lathyrus oleraceus (garden pea) is the source of this 6503-nucleotide messenger RNA. Its product is annotated as trans-Golgi network-localized SYP41-interacting protein 1. The transcript is spliced from 9 exons. NCBI's taxonomy places the organism in Eukaryota, Viridiplantae, Streptophyta, Magnoliopsida, Fabales, Fabaceae. The record is from RefSeq and is a predicted model, not a curated record. The coding region runs from base 191 to 6160 and encodes 1989 amino acids. Gene Ontology annotation, cellular component: cytoskeleton.
UUGUGCUUAGAAAUAAUUUAACAUUUUCAUUUAUUUAUUUAUGUUUCUUACAAUCCGAUUUUCGUCGUCUUGCUUGGCACUCACUCUCUGUAGCUAUUUCAGAUUUUCGAAGUCAAUUUACAUCUUAGGGUUUCGUUUUUUUUCUCCAUAAUAAUCUUUUUGUUAGGAUCCGAAUGAAUCUAGUUUAGCAAUGUCUGAGAAUAAUCACGUAGCAGAGCAAGAUUCGGAUUCGGAUCCUCAUUUGAGAACCCAAUCAAAUGGGGAUGCGGAAUCAACCAUUGAUACUUAUCAAGAUCAGCAGGUAACUCAUGUUGAUCUCAAAGAUGAAGUUUUGGAAGAACCUGAAGAUGGAAUAUCCACAGAUACUGCCAAAGAGGACAUGUUUGAAGAUUGCCCUGACGAGCUAAUUACGCUCGAUGGUAGGAUAAAGGAAGAAGAAGCUGUAGCUGAUGAACAUGAAGAUGAGAAGGAAGAGGAAAGUCCAAUUCUUCAUCAACAAGAGAGUCGUUUUGUUGAAUUUGACAAUGGUGCAGCGGGGGAGCUGGAACAGCUGCGUAUAAAGUUGGAGAAUGCUGUUGCUGAGAAAGAAAGUGUUGUGGAGGAAUACCAGGAACUUUUAUCUGCGAGGGACCGUGAGAUAGAGAAUCUAAAUGCGAAGGUUUCUGAAUUAGUGCUAUCCAAUGAGAGCUUGCAAGUUUCGUCACAAGCUCAGUUUGAAAAAGAUGGUAAUAUUGAUGUUGUGGUGGAUAAGAUGAUAUAUUCUCUUGCAACUGUUGUUAAUCGAGAGCGAGUAUCGGAUAAUUCUAGAAGUGGGAAAAUAUUUUAUAUCGAGGAAAGUACUGCACUUCUGAUUGAAAAGUAUAAUCAGUUUCUUUCUGAAAUUUAUCAACUCGGACAGUCGUUUUCUGAAGUUGGCUUGGGUACUAUAGCGAAUGAAUAUGGGAACAUACUUGUUGAUGCUCGGGGUGGGUUGCUAGAGCUCAAGAGAAAGGAAGAAGAAUUGGUUCAAAAACUGUCUCAUUUAGAAGAUGAAAAUCACAAGCUGGUUGAAGAGCUUGACAAGGAAAAGGUGAUAAUAGGGACAUUGACUACUCAGCUUGGAAAUGUAAAGGUAGAACUAGAGCAGGAAAAGGUUAAAUGUGCUAAUACCAAAGAAAAGCUUAGUAUGGCUGUGACAAAAGGAAAGGCCUUGGUCCAGCAGCGAGAUUCACUAAAGGCAUCGCUGGCUGGUAAAUCCAGUGAGCUUGAGAAAUGUCUAAUUGAACUGCAGGAGAAAUCAGCUUCACUAGAAGCUGCUGAACUUACUAAAGAAGAGUUGGCCCGGACUGAAAAUAUGGUUGCAUCCCUGAAUAAUUCAUUACAGCAAAAUCAUACAAUUUUUGAGCAAGUAGAAGAAAUCUUGUCUCAUGCCGAACUUGAUCAGCCUGAAAUGCUUGAUUUGCCAGAGAGACUAAGAUGGCUUGUGGAUGACAGAAAUAAACUUAAGGGCACCUUCUUGGAACUACGCAAAUUGAAGGAUUCUCUAUCUCUAUUAGACCUACCAGAGUCUGUUUCAUCAUCUGAUCUGGAAUCACAAAUGAACUGGUUUAUAGAUUCUUUUCGUAAGGCCCACAAUAAUAUUUAUGCUCUACAUGAAGAAGUUUCUACAAUCAAGGAAGCAUCCAUAAAUCAUAUUGAUCAGAUGAGUAUUUCACUUUUGGUGGACUCACAAGAAAAAGAUUACCUUCAGGCUGAAUUAGCAGAUAUGAGGUUUGAAUAUGGAGAGCUUGUUGGCAAGAACCAUCAGAUUUCUUUGGAGAAGGAUCAGAUAGUGAAAAUGUUAAUUGAUUUUUCCGGUCUAAACAUGAAUGAUGAAGGAAUUGAUCAAUUCUCUUCCACCACUUUGAUGAUCAUUGACUUAUGUUUUCAAAAAUUGAAAGGACAGAGUGGUUCUCUCUCCAAAGCAUCUCAUAUUGAUUCCGCAUUGUUUGAAAAGAUUCAAAGUCUCCUGUAUGUCAGGGAUCAGAGCUUAAUGCUGUACGAAGACAUACUUGAAGAAGAUUUUCUAAUUAGAUCUGAUGUGAAUAAGCUGUCAAACGAGUUAAAAGUGGUAUCUGAGGAAGUUAUAGCACUGAAAGAAGAAAGGCGUUCUCUGCUGAAAGAUCUUGAACGAUCAGAGGAAAUUCAAAGUCUCCUGUAUGUCAGGGAUCAGAGCUUAACGCUGUAUGAAGACAUACUUGAAGAAGAUUUGCUAAUUAGAUCUGAUGUGAAUAAGCUGUCAAAUGAGUUAAAAAUGGUAUCUGAGGAAGUUAUAGCACUGAAAGAAGAAAGGAAUUCUCUGCUGAAAGAUCUUGAACGAUCAGAGGAAAAGACUGGCAUGCUUAGGGACAAGUUGUCCAUGGCAGUUAAGAAAGGAAAGGGAUUAGUUCAAGAUAGGGACAAUCUAAAAGGUCUUAUAAAUGAAAAGAACUCAGAGAUUGAGCAGUUGAAGGUUGAUUUGCAGAAGCAUGAAUCUGCAGUUUCUGAAUACAAGGAUGAGAUCAAGAGAUUGUCCAGUGAUUUGGAAAGCAUUCCUAAACUAGAGAAUGAUCUUCUCGAAAUAAAAAAGGAAAGGACUCGGUUUGAACAGUUUUUGAUGGAGAGCAAUAACAUGUUGCAGAGAGUGAUGGAAUGCAUUGAUGGCAUCGUUCUUCCAGUUGAUCCAGUUUUUGGCGAACCUAUAGAAAAGGUGAAGUGGCUUGCUGGUUUUGUCAAUGAUUGCCAAGAUGCUAAGGUGCAUGUAGAGCAACAGUUGCAGUUAGUUAAGGAGGAAGCCAGUAUACUUGAAGUUAAAUUGGCAGAAGCCCAAGAAACUGUGAACUCCCUUGAGCAAAGAUUAUCUUCUUCAGAGGAUACUGUUUCUCAACUUGCUGAAGAAAAGACAGAGUUAGAACGCGAGGGAGAAAAAGUUGUGGAAGAGUUGCAGAGUGUUAAAGAAAAAGUUGCUGAAGCUCGCAGUACUAAUAAGCUACUUGAAGAUGCUUUAUCACAGGCAGAAAAAGAUAUUUCUGUGCUUUCUGAAGAGAAAGAGCAGGCUCAAGUAUCUAGAGUUGCUGCAGAGACAGAGUUAGAGAGAUUUAGAGACGAAGCAGUCAGGCAGACAGGAGAACUAGCAGAGGCCAGCAGAACAAUAAAGGAUCUAGAAGUUGAACUAUCUCAGGUUGAGAGUAAGGUCAAUUUGUUGACUGAAAAGUAUAAUGCUGAUCAAGUUGUCAAGACUGAUCUGGAAAAUGAAUUGAAGAAGCUGCAAGAUGAAGCAGCAAAUGAUGCUAGCAAAUCAGUUGCUGCAGAGACAGAGUUAGAGAGAGUUAGAGCUGAAGCAGUCAGGCAGACAGGAGAACUAGCAGAGGCCAUCAAAACCAUAAAGGAUCUAGAAGUUGAACUAUCUCAGGUUAAGAGUAAGGUCGAUAUUUUGACUGAAAAGUGUAAUGCUGAUCAAGUUGUCAAGACUGAUCUGGAAAAUGAAUUGAAGAAGCUGCAAGAUGAAGCAGCAAAUGAUGCUAGCAAAUCAGUUGCUGCAGAGACAGAGUUAGAGAGAGCUAGAGCUGAAGCAGUCAGGCAGACAGGAGAACUAGCAGAGGCCAUAAAAACCAUAAAGGAUCUAGAAGUUGAACUAUCUCAGGUUGAGAGUAAGGUCGAUAUUUUGACUGAAAAGUAUAAUGCUGAUCAAGUUGUCAAGACUGAUCUGGAAAAUGAAUUGAAGAAGCUGCAAGAUGAAGCAGCAAAUAAUGCUAGCAAAUCAGUUGCUGCAGAGACAGAGUUAGAGAGAGUUAGAGCUGAAGCAGUCAGGCAGACAGGAGAACUAGCAGAGGCCAUCAAAACCAUAAAGGAUCUAGAAGUUGAACUAUCUCAGGUUGAGAGUAAGGUCGAUAUUUUGACUGAAAAGUAUAAUGCUGAUCAAGUCGUCAAGACUGAUUUGGAAAAUGAAUUGAAGAAGCUGCAAGAUGAAGCAGCAGAUAAUGCUAGCAAUUCAGUAGGUUCCUCUGCACCUAUAAGAUCACUGGAAGAUGAAUUGUUGAAGGCUCGAGAUGAUAUUUCUACCCUAGAAAAUGCAAAUGAAAUUGCCAAACAGGAAAUAUCUUCGCUCAGUUCAAAGUUAAGUUCAUACAUGGUUGACUUAUCAGGAAAGAAUGGCUGCUUAGGUACCAAAUCCCUAGCGCUCCUUACAUCCUUUAAUUAUCUUCAAGUGCUUAUUAGAGAUGAUACUCUAUUUCUCAAGAUAAAACAAUGCUUUGAGAGGAAAUGUGAGACCUUGAAGAAAGUGGAUCUCACUGUGAACAAAGUAAAUAACUAUCUUACCCUGGCUGCUAAGGAUUCCGAAGGGCACCUCGAGAUGGAGGAAGAUCCACCCGUAAGAAAAUCAUUUACUGGCAGCCUUGAAAAUUUUGAAGUUGAAAUGGACAAAGGAGAGACUAAUGGCAUUACUAUGGAGACCAUAAUCUCAUCAAUUGGAAAAAUUGCAGACGAAUUAACGUUGAGAAGCAAACAUAUUGCAGAUGCGUUUGAUGAAUAUUCGGAUUCUAUUGAUGAAUUUCUUUCUCCUCUCCCUGGAAAACUACUGGAAACCGAGUCAAAUAUAAUGGCUAUUGUUGAGCACAUGAAAAUUAUGAAAGAAGAGGCAAAUAGCGUGGCAAAGUUGAACGAAGAAAAGGAUAAUAUUAUCGCCACUUUAGAGAAUGAUAUCAGUUUAUUGCUGUCGUCAUGCACUGAUUCUACCAGUGAACUUCAGAAUGAAGUUGACCAAAAUCUUGGGCAACUUGGCUCCACUUUUGAGGAUGAGAAGUUCAACCAUGAAGCAGAUGAACAAGUAGAACAUCAUAGAAACAGUAAAUAUGCAGAUGCAUCAAGAAAGUUGAUAAAUGCUUCUGGAAAAGUUCAAACUUUGAUUAGACAGUUCAAAUUGAAAAGUGAGCAAGUAGAUACAACAGUUAGAGAUUUGCAGGCCAAAUUAAAUGAAACAACAGUUGCUUUUGAAUUGGCUACAGAGGAGAAAGACUUCAAUAAGAACAGAGUUUUGCAGUUGGAGUCUGAUAUUCAAUCACUCGAAAUUGCUUGCAGUGAGCUUAAGGAUAAGGUAGAAGGUUAUCACGUCCUAGAAGAAAAAUUAAAGGAGAAAGAGGAAGAGAUUUCAUCAAUGCACAGUGCUUUGGUGGCAAAAGAAGAAGAAAGCUCCAUCCUCUCGGCAUCUCAGUUAAAAGAUAUCUUUGACAAGUUAGAUAGGAUCGAUAUUCCUAUUGUAGAGUCUGGAGACGAUUUGGAGCUACAUACUUCAGACCCUGUGAAGAAGCUCUCUUAUAUUAUUGAUAGUGUUACUAGGUUGCAUCAUGAAAUAAAUUCUCUGUCUCAUGAUAAAAAAGAGAUGCAAACAAUCCUUGAUACUAAGGUUCUUGAAAUUAAUGAUUUAGAGGAGGAAGUCAAACAACUCAAUAGACACUGUGAAGACUCAAAAAUGGUUAAAAGCGAACUUUUUGAACUAACCUCUGUCUUGGAAAAAAUUAUAGAUAUUUUGGGAGCCAACGACGACUGGGUUGUAGAUAGAAAAUCUAAAGGUGUUAGAGAAUUAUUGCCAGCGUUGGAAAAGCAUAUCAUUGCCAUUAUUUCGGAAUCUGAAAAUUCAAAAUCUAAGGCCCAGGAACUUGGUAUUAAAUUAGUUGGAAGUCAGAAGGUUAUUGAUGAGUUAACGACCAAGAUUAAGUUACUUGAAGAUUCAAUUCAAGAUAGGAACUCUCAGCCAGAAAUCGUCCAGGAAAGGAGCAUAUAUGAAGCACCCUUAUUACCUGCUAGCUCCGAGAUAACUGAAGUUGAAGAGGGAUCUCGUGGCAAGAAAGCAUUAUCUCCUGUCCCACCGGCUGCUCACUCACGUGUUAUGAGAAAAGGAUCUACUGAACAUCUUGCACUUGAUAUUAGUGUGGAGUCUGAUCAUUUAAUCAACAGUACUGAUACUGACGACGAUAAAGGUCAUGUAUUCAAGUCUCUGAACACUUCUGGAUUCGUACCGAAACAAGGAAAGCUCAUUGCCGAUCGUAUUGACGGAAUAUGGGUAUCUGGUAGCGGUGUUCUCAUGAGUCGGCCGAGAGCAAGAUUAGGACUCAUCGGCUAUCUGCUAAUCAUGCAUAUAUGGCUACUGGGGACAGUAUUGUAGAAAAACUGUGAUCUAUCCAAAUAUAGAAUGCUCAACACAUAAUGGCCUGCAUCUGCAAAUUCUAAUGUAGAUAUAGUAUCAAUGUCCAUUUGCCUCAUCAAGUUCUCCAUUAGUUCUCUGCAAUCACAUUUUAGGGAUUCAGAGAUUUUAGUUUUCAUGUUUGGCCUCAGUUUCUUACACUGUAUUAGCCCUACAUUUGUUUCAAUAUUAAGGAAUGUGUUAGAUAGAAAAUAGGUAGAUGAAUUUUUUGCACUUGUUAGUAGUAUAAUAAAAAUGUAGAAAGAUUAUUAUAGUGACUAAAUUGUUUUUCAAGCAAUGAAUAAAAUAUAUUAUAUUAAUACCA